AUGAGAGGCGAGGUUUGCCAUCUCCAUAUCGGCCAGGCUGGUACCCAGCUUGGAAACAGCGCUUGGGAACUCUAUCUUCUCGAGCACGGCUUGAAGGCUGAUGGGCGUCUGGACCCUGAAGCCACAGAUGUUGGUGAAGCAGGCUCCUUCGAGACCUUCUUCACCGAGACAGGCAGCGGCAAAUAUGUUCCCCGCUCCAUCUUCGUCGAUUUGGACCCUUCCCCAAUCGAUGAGAUCCGAACUGGCCCGUAUCGACAGCUCUUCCACCCUGAGAUGUUGAUCAGCGGAAAGGAAGAUGCGGCAAACAACUGUGCUCGUGGUCACUACACCAUCGGAAAAGAACUCGUCGACAGUGUCAUUGACCGCAUUCGCCGCGUUGCUGACAACUGCUCGUCCCUCCAGGGAUUUUUGAUCUUCCACUCCUUUGGCGGCGGCACCGGUUCCGGUUUCGGUGCUCUCCUCCUGGAGCGUCUGUCCACGGAUUAUGGCAAAAAGUCCAAGCUUGAAUUCGCAGUCUACCCGGCUCCUCGUGUCUCCACCGCUGUUGUCGAGCCGUAUAACGCCGUUCUCUCCACCCAUAGCACCAUCGAAAACUCUGACUGCACCUUCCUCGUUGACAACGAAGCUGUCUACGACAUCUGCCACCGUAACCUGGAUAUCCCCCGACCCGGUUAUGAACAUCUCAACCGCCUUAUCGCUCAGGUUGUCAGCUCCAUCACAUCUAGCUUGCGCUUCGACGGUGCUCUGAAUGUCGAUCUCAACGAGUUCCAGACCAACCUGGUCCCUUACCCUCGUAUCCACUACCCCCUCAUCAGCUACGCACCCGUUGUAUCCAGCAACAGAAGCUCCCACGAAAGCUUCAAGGUCAAUGACCUUACAUUCCAAUGCUUCGAACCAAACAACCAGAUGGUUGUCUGCGACCCCCGCAAUGGAAAAUACAUGGCAGUGGCCCUCCUCUACCGCGGUGACGUCGUCCCUCGCGACUGUAAUGCUGCUGUCGCUUCACUCAAAGCCAAGACUUCCUUCAACCUUGUCGAAUGGUGCCCGACUGGCUUCAAAAUUGGUAUCAACUACCAGAAACCCAUGCGUGUACCAGGCGGUGAGCUCGCCCCCGUCGACCGCUCCGUCAGCAUGUUGUCAAAUACCACAGCCAUCGCUGAGGCCUGGAGCCGUCUCGACCACAAGUUCGAUCUUAUGUACUCGAAACGUGCAUUCGUUCACUGGUACGUUGGUGAGGGAAUGGAGGAAGGCGAAUUCUCUGAGGCACGUGAGGAUCUUGCCGCGUUGGAGAAGGAUUAUGAGGAGGUUGCUAGUGAUAGUCUGGACACCGAGGGCGAUGAGGGUGUUGAAUACUAA
Molecule: messenger RNA, 1356 nt
Organism: Histoplasma mississippiense
Lineage: Eukaryota; Fungi; Ascomycota; Eurotiomycetes; Onygenales; Ajellomycetaceae
Product: tubulin subunit alpha-2
Exons: 7
Coding region: 1-1356 (451 amino acids)
Biological process (GO): mitotic cell cycle; microtubule cytoskeleton organization
Cellular component (GO): cytoplasm; microtubule
Molecular function (GO): structural constituent of cytoskeleton; GTP binding
Source: RefSeq, a predicted model, not a curated record